GUGAAGCUGCGCAGACAAAUUGGGGAAAGCGCGCAAGUGAUUUCGACAAGGGUAACAACAGACUAGGGACAGUCGCGACACAGCCACAUGGCGCACUCAGAGUAGCGAUUCGUGCUUUGGCCCGCGCUAAUUUGAAUACAAUUGUGUGCACUGAUCAAAGAGGCGUCUGCACUCGCGACACGGUCUGAAAUUGUGCGGACUCGGCGCGGCUUGUUCAGAGCGUCCUUGACUCGACCUAGCGACCGCUUUGCGGCCGCGAGCCCCGGUGACGGAGGCCUGUGCGGCCUGUGCGGCGUGUGCAGCUCGUAGGCAUGUCGGCGGGCUACGCGGCGAAGCUGUCGUACCGCGAGGACGUGGGGACGGUGGGGUCGCCGGAAUAUGAGGACUCGGGGGAGGCUCUUAGGCGCAAGCUGCACCAGCUCGUGGGCAUAUUCAAAUCCAGCCGGCGAGUAGUGGCGUUCACAGGGGCGGGCAUCUCCACAGCAGCAGGCGUACCGGACUUCCGAGGGCCCACGGGCAUAUGGACGCUGCAGCGGCGGGGAGAGCCGCUGCCUAGCACUAUGAAGUCGUUUGGGGAUGCAGUGCCGUCGCUCACCCACAUGGCGCUCGUGCAGCUGCUCCGACUGGGACGGCUGCACUGCAUUGUCAGCCAGAACGUGGAUGGCCUGCAUGCGCGCUCGGGUGUGCUGCGGAGCCAUCUGGUGGAGCUGCAUGGCAGCUGCUUCAGGGAGCUGUGCCACCGAUGCGGGGCCGAGUAUGCGCUGCUCGUGCACUGCUCGUACCAGCGGUCCUUCGAGUUGGAGAGCAUCGGUCAGAAGGCCUCUCGGCGCCGCUGCACGUCCGCUGCGUGCCUCGCCCUGGGCACCCCACCACGUCUCAGGGACUCCGUGCUGGACUGGGAGGACGCGCUGCCCCCUGCGGAGCUGUCUCGGGCAGAGGAGGAGUGCUCCCAGGCCGACCUCGUGCUGUGCCUCGCCACCAGUCUUCAGAUCACCCCAGCGGCCAACCUUCCCCUGCGAGCGCUGCGCAAUGGGGGGCGGAUGGUCAUUGUCAACCUCCAGAAGACCCCCAAGGACAAGAAGGCAUCGCUGGUCAUUGGAGCUCGGGUGGAUCAAGUGAUGGCUCACCUAAUGGCGUGCCUGCAUCUCACCGUGCCUCCCUUCUACCGCACCUACUGCCUCUGCAUACGCCACUGCCUAACUCCCGCCCAGCCCCGAGGCAAGCGAGCAGGCAAGAAGCUUCAGGCAGCACACCCAUCAUCGCUGGCAAGUGCAAGUGCGGACAGCCCAACCUCAAAUCAGCGGUGGCAGCUGCGUGUGGCUGUGGAGAGCACACUAGGGCCCCUCGCGCCCCUUCCGUCUCUCGACUGCAUCCAGGUGUCCUUCCCUGAUCGCUGGCUGUUAGAUGAGCUCCAGCUCUCAUCCCCACCGUACGCUUUCAACAGGUGGGCUCUGACCGUAUGGCUGGCAUGUGAUUGGCCACUCCGCCCCUGUGCUCUAGGCCCUGAUUCCUGGUGUCUGCCCCUCGACAGGACCUUCCAAUUACAGAUGCAGGAUGAGGAUGAAGAGGAGCAGCAGCAGCAGCAGCAGCAGCGGCAUGUGACACCAUCAGGGGCCAUCACUUUUACGUUCAAUUUCACUGAAGGCUACCAAUGCAACCCCAUCACCCUCCACCAUGCCAUCGCUCCACAUCAAGAGCCAACGAGCACAGCAGUGCGAGGAGAAGGACAGGCCAUGCCAUGCCACAACACUCCGCCACCACCACCAGCUCAGAUGCCACCUACCGCACCCAAGCCAGCACCCGAGCCAGCACCCGAGCCAGCACCCGAGCCAGCACCCGAGCCAGCACCCGAGCCAGCACCCGAGCCAGCACCCGAGCCAGCACCCGAGCCAGCACCCGAGCCAGCACCUGAACCGGCACCCGAACCAACACCUGAACAAGAACCAGAGGUUGCAUCAUCAGAAGAAGCAGCAGAGCCAGAACCCACAGCACCACAUGCAGCAGAGAGCAGAGCUCAAGCAGGGCACAGGUACUGGGAAGGCCGGGCAGUGGGGAGCGUGCGAGUGCUUGAGCAACCACCAGGGGAGGAACUCCCAUGGGAACAAGGGCAGCAAGGCCACACGAGCAGCAGCAGCAGCAGCAGGGAGAACAGCAGGGCUCAAGGGCCACAUGUCCGUCUUACAGAAUGCUCAGCACAUUGGCAGGCACCCAAGAACCACAUGCACACGCCAGGGCAGCAGAGCAAGAAGACGGGUCCUACGUGGCAUGUCGUGGCCUAUGAGAUGCUGACAGAUGUGGUUCGGUACUCAGUCAGUGAGGCUGGGGUAGGGCCCUGUGGGGUGGGUGAAGGGGAGAGGAGAGCGAGUGUGGGCGAGGGAGAGAAAAUGGAGGAGAAAUAUGGCGAAGGCGCAGGUGGGAGCUUGAUUGGGCAUAGGAAGAGGAGAGGAGUGAGAAGUACAAGAGGUACGAAAAGAGGGAGAGAAAGAGGAGCAGGAGGUAAAAAUGGCGUGAAGGUAGAGGCUGAUUGACGGGAUGAGUGAUGGUUGCAAGGAUGGGGCGGGGGAAGCUGGAGAGCUGUAAGGAUGAAAAAUGGGGGAGGGGGGUAAGAUAAGUUAGGAUGGGAGGCUUAAUGAUGGUGGUGGAGAUCCCAUGUGAGGAGUGGGCCAUGGCUGGGGCAGCAGGAGCUGUGAGUGAGGGCACGAUGACGAAUGCAUGGCGGGACAGAUGAGGGAAGCAUGCACGUCAAUGGUAAGCCACGACUGCACCUCCUCAGAACUGCAUCAAGCGUUGUUGGGACGCAUCACCUUUGUUCAGCGGCACUCGUUUGUUCCAAUGAACCGUGGUGUUGUGUUGUGACAAAUGAGCUAGCUGUUCCACUUCCAAGCCCAUACCAUUCUCGCUUGCCUGUUCGCUGUAGUUGUACCAAAUGCACUUGCAAGCGAAUGUUAUCUACUUGAACUAUGCUGCCAUGCAAGUGUACUCUGACUGAAGGAGUGUAGAACAUGAACAUCAUCUAUGUUGGGCUGAGAAAAAGCCCUUAGGAUCUUUCCAGAGACUAAGUCCCAGUUGAAGAAUGAGACUUGAG
Molecule: messenger RNA, 3085 nt
Organism: Closterium sp. NIES-67
Lineage: Eukaryota; Viridiplantae; Streptophyta; Zygnematophyceae; Desmidiales; Closteriaceae
Source: the annotation of a GenBank genome assembly